AGCUGGCAAAAGGCGGAGUGAUCUGGAACUCUUACGUGAAAGGCAGAUUCCACGCCAGUCUAACAGCACAUCUAUCCCUCUACAAGCCUGAAGAUGAAGAUGAUCUCAUGCUUGCGCCCAUUUACCUCCCUGUCUCGUUUAAAAACAAUGUCUUCAAGGAAAUUCGCUGCAUGAUUCAACAGUCACGCCGUGUCUCUCGAUUACUUUAUCACUUUUCCACCAUUUCAUGAAUUAUACUGCAAUCCAAAAUGAAAUUUCCAACGGAAAACCCAAGGAAACCAGGGAACUGGAACCCUCCAGCAGUGCCAGUGCAGACCAACCUGGUGCCGCCCAAGAAGGUCCAGCCAGGGAUGUUGCAGUCCAGCUUGGUGCAGGCCAGCGUGGCCACCAUGCAGAACCCCAUGGGCUGCACUUUACCUCGCCUUUCUGUCUCCCGGCCCGCUAGUAUGGUGGCUAGCUUUGAAGCGGUGGCAGACGGCUCAGCCCUCCUCACGGUCAUGAAGUGGAAGACUGUCCUAGCCGUGUUUGUGGUGGUGGUAGCAUACCUGGUCACCGGCGGUCUGGUGUUCAAAGCCCUGGAGCAACCCUUCGAGAGCAACCAAAAAGACACCAUCACUUCGAAGAAAGCCGCCUUCCUGGAGAAACAUCAGUGCGUGACCCCCAAUGAGCUGGAAGAGCUCAUCAAGCACUCUGUAGAUGCAGUGAACGCUGGUGUCAGUCCUAUUGGAGACACGUCAUACAACUCCAGUCACUGGGACUUAGGGAGCUCCUUUUUCUUCGCUGGAACUGUGAUAACAACAAUAGAAUUAAUGGCUCUUGUACGAUGUCGCUUCAUCUUUCAUGUUGAUAUUGCUUUUUGUCUGUUUGCCCCCCCCCAGCGCAAACACAAUCAAAUAAGCCAGACCAAGAUUCGAGUGGCCUCUACAUUGCUCUUCAUCUUGGCUGGCUGCAUCCUCUUCGUCACUAUACCAGCCAUCAUCUUCAAGCAUAUUGAAGGAUGGACCGGGCUGGAGGCAAUCUAUUUCGUGGUGAUCACACUGACGACUGUUGGGAUCGGAGAUUAUGUUGCAGGAGGCAAUAGAAGAAUAGAGUACCGUGAAUGGUACAAACCGCUGGUGUGGUUCUGGAUCCUGGUUGGAAUGGCUUACUUUGCUGCAGUUCUAAGCAUGAUUGGAGACUGGCUCAGGGUGCUUUCUAAAAACAUCUUAUUAAAGGUGGGUGAGAUUAAGGCUCACGCUGCUGAAUGGAAGGCCAAUGUUCGAGCAGAAUUCCGUGAGACCAGGCGUCGACUCAGCGUGGAAGUUCACGACAAACUGCAGAGGGCCGCCACCAUUCGCAGUAUGGAGCGCAGGCAGCUGGGUUUCGACCAGCGGGCCCAUUCCCUAGACAUGCUGUCCCCUGAACGUCGAGCUGCCUUCAAUAGCCUGGACACCACUAAUUACAAGACAUCCUCCCAGGAGAGCAUCGACACAAAGCUCAACAACUUACGUCUACGAGUUGAGCAGAAUGAGCAUCGACGGAGUGACCCAAGCCAGGCGUACUCUGAAGAUAACAUUUUCAACCGCCUUGGUUCAGUCACAAAACUAGCCAAGCGGAACAAGAACAAAGAGUUGAGAAAGAACAUCCCAAACGACGGCCGGAAAGCCUUAGAUACCUUCACCUGUAAUACUCCCACAAUGGAUGAAGAGAAGAAAGAGGCAGAGGACGAGGAGCUUGAAAAAGAGGUCAACACCAGUCUGACCAACUUACCUCUCUUUGUGGAGAGCCCCAAUAAACAAAACGGAUUCAUGCCUCUACCACCACAGACCAAAGAGGAAGAAAACGAGAUAAAACUUGAAGACAAGGAGUUCCAUUUGCAGAUGGAGCCCUAGAGAGAACCGUGUAGAAAAAUAAUAUAAACCUAAAGUGCCUUUUUUUAGCCCUUACCCUGAGCUGAGAUGUGAGAAUCUCAAUUUCUGCUGUUCAUUUAUCUGUUCACUGUGUUCUGAUAACUUGAUAAUGGAAAUAUGGCGACAGUAGCAGCACUGGAAAACAGCUCGUUCUCUUCUUCAGACCACUGAAAAAUGCUUGUAUAAGUUGGAAAGAAUCUCUCCAAACAUCCUUGACAACAAACGAAAAAUCCGUAGCAAGCUACAUUGGCGGUUUGUGACUGAAAGUGCUACACUUCCAAUGUACUUUCUGCCAGACUGUACUUCAAGGUCAUUUGUCAAGAAGCAUAACUGCUCAAAAACAAUGUUUGUCAAGAUUUUCCACCCAUUCAAAAUAGAGAAACUUACAAAGAGACAUGAAUCCCCCAUGAUCAAAGGUGAUAAAACUCUUUGAAUAUGAAGAAACCAUGUUAAAUUGGUGACAGGUUGUAUAUACACGGAGCUCUACUGUCCUGUAAAACAAGUUACGUGCAUCAAAAUGUGAUCCAGAUUUAUGAAGUUAACCUAUAAAUCUCAGGGCUUGCAGUCCUACUGUAAUUGUUCAAUUGUACGGUAUGUCUGACAUAAAAUUUGCUGUGCUCUCAUGAAAUAUUUAAAGCUGUUGCUACACAGUACUGUUUUCAUAGUUUGAAAUUUUAUGACAAUGGGACGGAAGAGAAGCCAUAAAAGUCAUGGUAGACAUCAUAUAAGGCAGAAUGUCUAGUAGAGUUUAAUCACAAACUACUGAACGUAUCUGUUUAUUUCAUUUAAAGUUCACCCAAAAAUUGUGCUCCAAAUCUGUAUGACUUGUGUUCUGACUCUGUUCUGCAGAACACAAGUGUUUCAAAUGUUUUUGACUAUGCAAUUAAAGUCAGUGAAAUCCAAAACAACACAUGUUGAACACAUUUUCCAUUUUUGGGCGUCUUGUCCCUUCAAGUCAUUAGCUGCAUUCCCAUUAGAGAUCUGCCCAAAACUUUUGCGACAUUUUAAAAAUGUCGAUAAAAAAACUAUUGCGAAAUGACGGUAUUUCCAAUAACCAAAGUUAUGCAACUAAAACUUAAUUUUUUCCUCUCGCGAUAAGUCAUGCCAACAGAUGCUAGGUUUACGUGUAUCGCAGCCACAGCACUAGACAUUAUUUUUAAUCGGAGACGAAUGCGGGAAAAAAAUAUAUUUCCAUUGCAGUUUUGCAAAAUACUCGGACGGACGUACCUGCGGACAUACAUUUUUUUUUUUAGAUAUAUGGGAGUUUUUGUGAAACUGAUGUGUUUCCAUUGGGCGGAUUUUCAAUUCGCAUUUUCAAUUUGCACAAUUUGAAGGGUAAUAGAAACACAGCUAUUGUCUUGAUGCUUAUAAUUGCAGUAAGUGAUUUCUGAAAAACGCUGUUGAAAGUGGAUCAGACCGAGCACCACACUUGUAGCCAAUCACUAGUAAGGGGCGUGCCCACUCAUGAUGGGGGUGGUGCCUGAUGUAUAGCAUGUUUGUAAAUUUGGGAGCGGAGCUAUCAAGAUAGGACGUGAUCCUUUUGGUUAGGGGUGUGUCUGUUUUGGUCAUUUCAAAUAUCAACAGCGUUUCUCAGAAAUCACUUACUGCACCUUUAAUUAUCACCCAGAAUACACAACAUUACCACAAUGUUACAUUGAUUUGUGGAU
Sinocyclocheilus grahami is the source of this 3556-nucleotide messenger RNA. RefSeq names its product potassium channel subfamily K member 10-like. Gene Ontology annotation, biological process: potassium ion transmembrane transport; stabilization of membrane potential. Bases 249 to 1871 code for a protein of 540 amino acids. The record is from RefSeq and is a predicted model, not a curated record. Gene Ontology annotation, molecular function: potassium ion leak channel activity; outward rectifier potassium channel activity. NCBI's taxonomy places the organism in Eukaryota, Metazoa, Chordata, Actinopteri, Cypriniformes, Cyprinidae. The transcript is spliced from 7 exons. Gene Ontology annotation, cellular component: plasma membrane.